This is a messenger RNA of Vicia villosa (hairy vetch), 1478 nucleotides long. RefSeq names its product molybdenum cofactor sulfurase-like. Lineage: Eukaryota; Viridiplantae; Streptophyta; Magnoliopsida; Fabales; Fabaceae. Gene Ontology annotation, molecular function: molybdenum ion binding; catalytic activity; pyridoxal phosphate binding. The transcript is spliced from 8 exons. The coding region runs from base 100 to 1089 and encodes 329 amino acids. The record is from RefSeq and is a predicted model, not a curated record.
UUAGAGUGAAGUUUAAAGCUUAUUGCAUAUUUUUGCGUUAAACUAACUCUAUUGAUCAUCUAACACCAAAGAGAAAGAGAAAACAAGAAAGAAGAAAACAUGGGUGUAGGAUCAUCUUCAACACCAACUCUUCUAACAGAAUUAGCAUCACCUGAAGCUAAAGUUACAGGCAUUUUCACCUAUCCAAUUAAGUCAUGCCGUGGCAUUUCUCUUCCUCGCGCUCCUCUCACUCCUUUUGGAUUUCCUUGGGAUCGACAAUGGGUAGUUGUGAACUCGAAAGGGAGAGCACGCACGCAAAGAGUUGAACCAAAGCUUGCUUUGGUUGAAGUUGAACUUCCACCUGAGGUUUUUCUUGAACACUGGAAACCUACCACUGAUUCCGUCAUGGCUGGAAUGGAACCUGGAAUGGUGAAAGCACCUGGAAUGGAACCUCUCAAAGUUUGUUUGAACAAACAGCAGUAUGAAGUAGUAGAUGAUAUUGGUUUGUGGGAAUGGACUGGCCCUGCCUGGGAUGAGGGAGCUGAAGCAUCGAAGUGGUUCUCGGAUUAUCUAGGAAGUCCUUGUAGACUGGUUCGCUUCAAUACUGCUUCAGAAGUUAGAAAUGUAGACCCUCCUUAUGUAGAGGGACAGCAACGGAUCUUCUUCAGUGAUGGUUAUCCUUUCUUACUCGCAUCUCAGGAAUCCUUGGAUGCACUAAACAAGUUUCUAGAGGAACAGAUACCUAUGAAUCGUUUCAGACCCAAUAUCCUUGUUGAAGGCUGUGAACCAUAUGCUGAAGACUUGUGGAGAGAUAUCAAGAUAAGCAGGUUUUCGUAUCAGUGUGUCAAGCUGUGUGCCCGUUGUAAGAUACCACAAGUCAAUCAAGAGACAGCAAUAUAUGGUACUGAACCGACGGAAACUCUCAUGAAAGUUAGGUCUGGCCAUGUAUUGAGACCAAAUCAAAAUAACAAAAACAAGGUCUACUUUGGUCAGAAAACAGUGUGGAAUUGGAAGGAUUCUUCUGCUAAAGGGGGUGGAAACAUGCUUAAAAUGGGAGAUUCUGUUUAUAUCAUCAAAAAAUAUCCUUCUCUAGCAGAAGCAGCAGCUUAAAAGGCUACAGUGACACUAACGUUAUCAAACAUGAGUGUCGCUCGCUGGCUAUGAUGAAAUAAAGUGAUUUAUUUACAUGAUUGCUGAACAUUGCUUUGAACAGCUGUAAAAUGUAAUGCAUCUAUUGUGCCUUGUAUCCAAUUAACAACAUGACAAUAAGGAUCAUGCAAAUAAUAGGGUUGUCUUCAUUAUCAAACAUCAUGCUUCCACUAGAGUUUAGAGAGGUUAUACAGCAAGUUUGAUAAGUUUGGGAAAAAAUCUAAUCAAAUUAAAUUUAGGAGAGAAAAUUUGAAUUAGAUUUCUAAACUUAUUUUCAAACUGCUGCGGAAAGCUGAUUACAGCGGUUACACAACCGUUGCUAUAUGAGUAUCAAUAGUGUUGUGAUAUAU